AUGAGGGAUUCGUGGGGCUCAUAUUUUCUUGAUGUGUUCCCCCAUCUGUCUCUUCCCUUGCUCACUAUGGUGCGCAUCAGACACGUGCGCACACAGGGCAUGUACCAGAUGCUAGACGAGGGAUUCGUGGGGCUCAUAUUUUCUGCCUUCAACCGAGCCUCCUCGCAUGCCCAGGCGGGUCAGUUGCAGGCAGUGGCGUUUCAGUCUGUCUCGGCACGCGACAAGGAGCAGCGAUCACGACACACCCUGGCACGGGGGCAGUGGGCGCAGCUGGGCACCAAGAGAGAGCACUCCUCGCACCCCUCUGUUUCAGACCUUGAGCCUCAGGAGCUGGCAGUGGUGCUGGCUGCCGUGGAUGAUGACGUCCCAUCCUCCGACUUCACAGCAUGGGAGGUGCCAAUAAAGGCCCACUCACACGCAUAUGCUCAUUGCCCACUCACACGCAUAUGCCCAUUGCCCACUCACACGCAUAUGCCCAUUGCCCAUCACACGCAUAUGCCCAUUGCCCACUCACACGCAUAUGCCCAUUGCCCACUCACACGCAUAUGCCCAUUGCCCAUCACACGCAUAUGCCCAUUGCCCACUCACACGCAUAUGCCCAUUGCCCACUCACACGCAUAUGCCCAUUGCCCACUCACACGCAUAUGCCCAUUGCCCACUCACACGCAUAUGCCCAUUGCCCACUCACACGCAUAUGCCCAUUGCCCAUCACACGCAUAUGCCCAUUGCCCACUCACACGCAUAUGCCCAUUGCCCACUCACACGCAUAUGCCCAUUGCCCACUCACACGCAUAUGCCCAUUGCCCACUCACACGCAUAUGCCCAUUGCCCACUCACACGCAUAUGCCCAUUGCCCACUCACACGCAUAUGCCCAUUGCCCACUCACACGCAUAUGCCCAUUGCCCACUCACACGCAUAUGCCCAUUGCCCAUCACACGCAUAUGCCCAUUGCCCACUCACACGCAUAUGCCCAUUGCCCACUCACACGCAUAUGCCCAUUGCCCAUCACACACAUAUGCCCGUUGCCCACUCACACGCAUAUGCCCAUUGCCCAUCACACACAUAUGCCCAUUGCCCACUCACACGCAUAUGCCCAUUGCCCAGCACACGCAUAUGCCCAUUGCCCACUCACACGCAUAUGCCGAUUUGCCCACUCACACGCAUAUGCCCAUUGCCCACUCACACGCAUAUGCCCAUUGCCCACUCACACGCAUAUGCCCAUUGCCCACUCACACGCAUAUGCCCAUUGCCCACUCACACGCAUAUGCCCAUUGCCCACUCACACACAUAUGGCCAUUGCCCACUCACACGCAUAUGCCCAUUGCCCACUCACACGCAUAUGCCCAUUGCCCAUCACACGCAUAUGCCCAUCGCCCACUCACACGCAUAUGCCCAUCGCCCACUCACACGCAUAUGCCCAUUGCCCACUCACACGCAUAUGCCCAUUGCCCACUCACACGCAUAUGCACAUUGCCCACUCACACGCAUAUGCCCAUUGCCCACUCACACGCAUAUGCCCAUUGCCCACUCACACGCAUAUGCCCAUUGCCCAUCACACGCAUAUGCCCAUUGCCCAUCACACGCAUAUGCCCAUUGCCCACUCACACGCAUAUGCCCAUUGCCCACUCACACGCAUAUGCCCAUCGCCCACUCACACGCAUAUGCCCAUCGCCCACUCACACGCAUAUGCCCAUUGCCCACUCACACGCAUAUGCCCAUUGCCCACUCACACGUAUAUGCCCAUUGCCCACUCACACGCAUAUGCCCAUUGCCCACUCACACGCAUAUGCCCAUUGCCCACUCACACGCAUAUGCCCAUUGCCCACUCACACGCAUAUGCCCAUUGCCCACUCACACGCAUAUGCCCAUUGCCCACUCACACGCAUAUGCCCAUUGCCCAUCACACGCAUAUGCCCAUUGCCCAUCACACGCAUAUGCCCGUUGCCCACUCACACGCAUAUGCCCGUUGCCCACUCACACGCAUAUGCCCAUUGCCCACUCACACGCAUAUGCCCAUUGCCCACUCACACGCAUAUGCCCAUUGCCCACUCACACGCAUAUGCCCAUUGCCCAUCACACGCAUAUGCCCAUUGCCCACUCACACGCAUAUGCCCAUUGCCCACUCACACGCAUAUGCCCAUUGCCCAUCACACACAUAUGCCCGUUGCCCACUCACACGCAUAUGCCCAUUGCCCAUCACACACAUAUGCCCAUUGCCCACUCACACGCAUAUGCCCAUUGCCCAGCACACGCAUAUGCCCAUUGCCCACUCACACGCAUAUGCCGAUUUGCCCACUCACACGCAUAUGCCCAUUGCCCACUCACACGCAUAUGCCCAUUGCCCACUCACACGCAUAUGCCCAUUGCCCACUCACACGCAUAUGCCCAUUGCCCACUCACACGCAUAUGCCCAUUGCCCACUCACACACAUAUGGCCAUUGCCCACUCACACGCAUAUGCCCAUUGCCCACUCACACGCAUAUGCCCAUUGCCCAUCACACGCAUAUGCCCAUCGCCCACUCACACGCAUAUGCCCAUCGCCCACUCACACGCAUAUGCCCAUUGCCCACUCACACGCAUAUGCCCAUUGCCCACUCACACGCAUAUGCACAUUGCCCACUCACACGCAUAUGCCCAUUGCCCACUCACACGCAUAUGCCCAUUGCCCACUCACACGCAUAUGCCCAUUGCCCAUCACACGCAUAUGCCCAUUGCCCAUCACACGCAUAUGCCCAUUGCCCACUCACACGCAUAUGCCCAUUGCCCACUCACACGCAUAUGCCCAUCGCCCACUCACACGCAUAUGCCCAUCGCCCACUCACACGCAUAUGCCCAUUGCCCACUCACACGCAUAUGCCCUUUGCCCACUCACACGUAUAUGCCCAUUGCCCACUCACACGCAUAUGCCCAUUGCCCACUCACACGCAUAUGCCCAUUGCCCACUCACACGCAUAUGCCCAUUGCCCACUCACACGCAUAUGCCCAUUGCCCACUCACACGCAUAUGCCCAUUGCCCACUCACACGCAUAUGCCCAUUGCCCAUCACACGCAUAUGCCCAUUGCCCAUCACACGCAUAUGCCCGUUGCCCACUCACACGCAUAUGCCCGUUGCCCACUCACACGCAUAUGCCCAUUGCCCACUCACACGCAUAUGCCCAUUGCCCACUCACACGCAUAUGCCCAUUGCCCACUCACACGCAUAUGCCCGUUGCCCACUCACACGCAUAUGCCCAUUGCCCAUCACACGCAUAUGCCCAUUGCCCAUCACACGCAUAUGCCCAUUGCCCAUCACACGCAUAUGCCCAUUGCCCAUCACACGCAUAUGCCCAUUGCCCAUCACACGCAUAUGCCCAUUGCCCAUCACACGCAUAUGCCCAUUGCCCACUCACACGCAUAUGCCCAUUGCCCACUCACACGCAUAUGCCCAUUGCCCACUCACACGCAUAUGCCCAUUGCCCACUCACACGCAUAUGCCCAUUGCCCAUCACACGCAUAUGCCCAUUGCCCAUCACACGCAUAUGCCCAUUGCCCACUCACACGCAUAUGCCCAUUGCCCAUCACACGCAUAUGCCCAUUGCCCAUCACACGCAUAUGCCCAUUGCCCACUCACACGCAUAUGCCCAUUGCCACUCACACGCAUAUGCCCAUUGCCCAUCACACGCAUAUGCCCAUCGCCCACUCACACGCAUAUGCCCAUCGCCCACUCACACGCAUAUGCCCAUCGCCCACUCACACGCAUAUGCCCAUUGCCCACUCACACGUAUAUGCCCAUUGCCCACUCACACGCAUAUGCCCAUUGCCCAUCACACGCAUAUGCCCAUUGCCCAUCACACGCAUAUGCCCAUUGCCCACUCACACGCAUAUGCCCAUUGCCCACUCACACGCAUAUGCCCAUUGCCCACUCACACGCAUAUGCCCAUUGCCCACUCACACGCAUAUGCCCGUUGCCCACUCACACGCAUAUGCCCGUUGCCCACUCACACGCAUAUGCCCAUUGCCCACUCACACGCAUAUGCCCAUUGCCCACUCACACGCAUAUGCCCGUUGCCCACUCACACGCAUAUGCCCAUUGCCCAUCACACGCAUAUGCCCAUUGCCCACUCACACGCAUAUGCCCAUUGCCCACUCACACGCAUAUGCCCAUUGCCCAUCACACACAUAUGCCCAUUGCCCACUCACACGCAUAUGCCCAUUGCCCACUCACACGCAUAUGUCCAUUGCCCACUCACACACAUAUGGCCAUUGCCCACUCACACGCAUAUGCCCAUUGCCCACUCACACGCAUAUGCCCAUUGCCCACUCACACGCAUAUGCCCAUUGCCCAUCACACGCAUAUGCCCAUUGCCCACUCACACGCAUAUGCCCAUUGCCCACUCACACGCAUAUGCCCAUUGCCCACUCACACGCAUAUGCCCAUUGCCCAUCACACGCAUAUGCCCGUUGCCCAUCACACGCAUAUGCCCGUUGCCCACUCACACGCAUAUGCCCGUUGCCCACUCACACGCAUAUGCCCGUUGCCCACUCACACGCAUAUGCCCGUUGCCCACUCACACGCAUAUGCCCGUUGCCCACUCACACGCAUAUGCCCGUUGCCCACUCACACGCAUAUGCCCGUUGCCCACUCACACGCAUAUGCCCAUUGCCCACUCACACGCAUAUGCCCAUUGCCCACUCACACGCAUAUGCCCAUUGCCCACUCACACGCAUAUGCCCAUUGCCCACUCACACGCAUAUGCCCAUUGCCCAUCACACGCAUAUGCCCAUUGCCCAUCACACGCAUAUGCCCAUCGCCCAUCACACGCAUAUGCCCAUCGCCCACUCACACGCAUAUGCCCAUUGCCCACUCACACGCAUAUGCCCAUUGCCCACUCACACGUAUAUGCCCAUUGCCCACUCACACGCAUAUGCCCAUUGCCCACUCACAUGCAUAUGCCCAUUGCCCAUCACACGCAUAUGCCCAUUGCCCACUCACACGCAUAUGCCCAUUGCCCACUCACACGCAUAUGCCCAUUGCCCACUCACACGCAUAUGCCCAUUGCCCACUCACACGCAUAUGCCCAUUGCCCACUCACACGCAUAUGCCCAUUGCCCACUCACACGCAUAUGCCCAUUGCCCACUCACACGCAUAUGCCCAUUGCCCACUCACACGCAUAUGCCCAUUGCCCACUCACACGCAUAUGCCCAUUGCCCACUCACACGCAUAUGCCCAUUGCCCACUCACACGCAUAUGCCCAUUGCCCACUCACACGCAUAUGCCCAUUGCCCACUCACACGCAUAUGCCCAUUGCCCACUCACACGCAUAUGCCCAUUGCCCACUCACACGCAUAUGCCCAUUGCCCACUCACACGCAUAUGCCCGUUGCCCACUCACACGCAUAUGCCCGUUGCCCACUCACACGCAUAUGCCCAUUGCCCACUCACACGCAUAUGCCCAUUGCCCACUCACACGCAUAUGCCCAUUGCCCACUCACACGCAUAUGCCCAUUGCCCACUCACACGCAUAUGCCCAUUGCCCACUCACACGCAUAUGCCCAUUGCCCACUCACACGCAUAUGCCCAUUGCCCAUCACACGCAUAUGCCCAUUGCCCACUCACACGCAUAUGCCCAUUGCCCACUCACACGCAUAUGCCCAUCGCCCACUCACACGCAUAUGCCCAUCGCCCACUCACACGCAUAUGCCCAUCGCCCACUCACACGCAUAUGCCCAUUGCCCACUCACACGCAUAUGCCCAUUGCCCACUCACACGCAUAUGCCCAUUGCCCAUCACACGCAUAUGCCCAUUGCCCAUCACACGCAUAUGCCCAUUGCCCAUCACACGCAUAUGCCCAUUGCCCACUCACACGCAUAUGCCCAUUGCCCACUCACACGCAUAUGCCCAUUGCCCACUCACACGCAUAUGCCCAUUGCCCACUCACACGCAUAUGCCCAUUGCCCACUCACACGCAUAUGCCCAUUGCCCACUCACACGCAUAUGCCCAUUGCCCACUCACACGCAUAUGCCCAUUGCCCACUCACACGCAUAUGCCCAUUGCCCACUCACACGCAUAUGCCCAUUGCCCACUCACACGCAUAUGCCCAUUGCCCACUCACACGCAUAUGCCCAUUGCCUACUCACACGCAUAUGCCCAUUGCCCACUCACACGCAUAUGCCCAUUGCCUACUCACACGCACAUCCUAUGCGGUUGAAGCAGGAGGAGCAGGCGCGCACCUCUCAAAGGCGAAACCACGUUCAGGAACAGUUCAUAGUGCACCCAUCUGCUGUGGCACCCGUGACUGCAGCUGUAGCACAUUCACCACCUCCAGCUCAUCCUCAUCGGUCUGUAGUGCAAAAGCCAACUGAUGUGCACAAGUCAGCUGUAGCACACAACCCGGCUGUAGCGCAUGUUCUGGGCAGUGUGCUGUCUCCAGUGCAUGUAGGGAUGCAGAAGCUGCAGCAGGCUGAGCAGCAGCGGCAGAUGGAGAAGCAGCAGCAGCAGGCCGAGAAGCAGAGGCAGCUAGAGAAGCAGCAGAGGCAGCAGCAACGAAGGCAGGCAGAGAAGCGACAGCAGCAGCCGCAGCAGCUGCAGCUGCAGACUGGUCAGGAAGGGAGGGAAGGAGGGAGAGCAGGGGCGGGGACGGCAGCAGUUGACUACAUGGCACAGUUGAGUGCUCUGCACGUCUCCUCCCCUCACUCUCCCAUCGCCUCCUCUCCACCUCCCAUGUCCUCUUCUCAACCUGCUCCUGUGACAACUGGUGUGAGAUCUGGCACAGAAGCAACACCAAUGCCUGUCGUAUCAAGGUCUGUUGGACCUUUCACUCGGGACACGCGCACACAGGCAGGGGGGCCUGCAAAACGGCAUUCUGGCAACUCCAGUCAUUCCAGGGAAACAGGGCAGGCGAUGGGGCAGGUGCAGGCCUCACGGCGUGAUGCCCCUGCACGAGGCGACAGGGCAGGUGUUUCUGGUGAAGGUGAUUCUGGUGAAGGGGAUUCUGUUGAAGGUGGUUCUGGUGAAGGUGGUUCUGGUGAAGGUGGUUCUGGUGAAGGUGGUUCUGGUGACGAUGAAGAUGCUGCAUUGGCGGCGCACCUCAAGGCAGUGCUGGCAACAGUGUUGGGCGAGUUUCGUGAUGUGGACACCACAGAAGCGGUGUCGCAGAUUGCGGAGCUCUGCCAACUGCUCUCAGUCACAGACCCGCACUGCCUUCCCAGCGCCGUGACUCACCUGUCCACGCGCGCAUGGCACUGUGAGCAGCUGCUGCAGCGCAUGCAGCAGACGCAGGCAAACCUAGAGGCGAGGCAGCAGCAGGUCGCUGCUCUGGCUGAGUGCAUCGAGAGCUGGAAGGCGCAGCUGCCAUCGGACGAUGACAUCAGCAGGGCCACUGAUGACGUGGCGGACAGGACCAGAAGAACAGCCCACGAGCAGCAGCAGCUGAGCCUGCAGCGAUCCGCCGCGCAGGGUUCACUAGAGGCUGCGGGGUACUGUGCUGAUGUGGACAUGGCCGCCCUGCUACAGCUGGCAGCGGAGGUGCAGGGGGAGGAGGAGGAGGUGGGGCGGUUGCAGCAGGACCUGGCGAUCUACUCCGACUUGCCCACGGUACAAUGUGGUGUGGACAUCACUCUGGCCCGCUCGCACCUGCAGAAGGAGAGAGCGCGCCUUAGGGCCUUGUCUCGGAAGCUGGAGGUGUGGAGCAUGGGGGAGGAGGUGGAGGGAGAGGAGGGAGAAGAGGGAGAGGAGGGAGAGGGGUACGAGCAUCAAUCUCCUGGGGAAGGAAGGAGGAUGGGGGCUGAUGGUCCGGAGAGGGAGGGAGGAGGAGAAAUCCUAGGCAUGGAGUGUGGGGGAGGAGGAGGAUUUGAUAGAGGAGGGAGAGGGGUACGGGCAUCAGUCUCCCGGGGAGGGAGGGAGGAUGGGGAGGUGGGGCGUGGGGCGGCAAGGGGAGGGGCAUGCGGGCGUGGAGCGGUCUCCUGGCAAGUGAGUGAGGCGACACAGGGGCCGUGCCCAUGUGGGUACCCAUGCUGGCCUGACAGGCAGGCACACACCUGCUUCACCCCUCCCCUUCCUGCCUCUGGAAACGAGAUGCCCUCACCACCUUCCCCGUCCCCUUGGAGAGGGAGUGAGGUGACACAAGGGCCCUGCCCACAUGCCCCUGCAGGGCCAACAAUCAGCCUUACCAGAGCAUCGUCCCUCCCCUUCCUGCCUCUGGAAACGAGAUGCCCCGACCACCUUCCCUGUUGUCUUGGAGAGAGAGUGAGGCGACACAGGGGCCCUGCCCACAUGCCCCUGCAGAACCAGGCUGACAGUCAGACUCCAAAGGGGAUUAUCAUCCCUCCCCUUCCUGCCUCUGAAAUCGUGACACCCUCACCACCUUCUCUGUUCCCUUUGGCUGACAGACCUGGCAGGCCGGAAUGUGAUGGCAGAGGAGGCAGGUGGGAGGGGUUGGAUGCGGUGGAGUGCGGUGAGUGGCUGCAGCUGAGGGAUUGGGUGCAGUGGGGUGAGAUGGGCCUGGCUGCUUCCAGGUGCGAUGUGGGGGAGGCGCAACUGGGGGAGGGGUGGGCCAGGGGAGACGGGGAUGGGAGGGAGGGUGAGUGGGAGGAGAGGGGUGUGGGGGAGGAGAAGCAGGAGGAAGGGGAGGAGGCGGAAGAGGCAGGGGAGGAGGAAGUGGAGGAGUGGGGGAAUGAUGAAUUGAAGGAAUAG
Messenger RNA from Closterium sp. Naga37s-1, 8673 nucleotides. Lineage: Eukaryota; Viridiplantae; Streptophyta; Zygnematophyceae; Desmidiales; Closteriaceae. The record is from the annotation of a GenBank genome assembly.